GUCUGACGUGCUAUCAGUUUAUUGCCUCAUUGGAUUUUUCCCCAUGGCUUUUCAACAAAUUAAAGUCUAAAGUUUUGGAAGAAAAAACUCUCGUUUUUAAAAUCAAAUCCUACAAACGCCAAGUGCUGCAGCAAAUAAAAAAAGAAGAAAAAAACAGCAAAGUUUCGGUGAUUGAAUCGCAUUGUGCAUUGCGAAAAAAGAAACGAACCUGACGGAGAGGCCUUUAACCUUUCUUAGCAUUUUAGCGUGAAGUUUAAUAAUAGACCAAUCCAAAGGAAUCGCGAACUGAAUUGAGUAGUCGAUUUUUAUUCCAUUCCAUCAGAAGUAGUUACAAAGUUACAUUAUUUUGUUAACAAAAAGAAAAGAAAGACGACAAGGAGAAAAAUAAAUUUUGUAAAAACACUGCAAUUCGGCAGUUCGUUGUUUGGUGGCUGUUCGUGUGUUUUUGCAUUGGUGUUGGUUCGACUGCAUAUUUAAUUGAUCUCAUACGUUGAAAAAAUUGUGAAAUUAGUUGCCACAUAUUGUAAAAGCUAAACAGGAAGGCAAAGCGAAAGCGGGCGAGUUAAAUCGAUCGAUCGUCGUCAUCAUCAUUUAAAGAAUAUACUAGGCAAGGAUAGGCUUUUUCUCCCGCAUACGUUGAACACAGCAUGAAUAGAAGAGAUGGGAGCGUUCCUGGAUAAACCGAGAACGAAUAAGCACAAUGACGGUGGUGAGGGUAACAAAUUGCUCUUCGGUGUUAGUUCCAUGCAGGGCUGGCGAUGUGAAAUGGAAGAUGCAUAUUACGCCCGAGCUGGUCUUGGUAAUGGUCUAGACGAUUGGUCAUUCUUUGCUGUGUUCGAUGGCCAUGCUGGCUACAAAGUUUCGGAGCAUUGUGCCAAGCAUUUGCUCAACAGCAUCAUUGGCACAAAGGAAUUUCGAAGUGGCAACCAUGUGAAGGGUAUACGCAAAGGUUUCUUAGACAUCGAUAAUAAAAUGCGUUCAAUGCCUGAAUUAUGUGAGAGUGCCUCAAAAUGUGGCGGCACUACCGUCGUUUGUGCUUUUGUCUCACCCACACAAGUGUAUAUAGCGAAUUGCGGAGACUCACGCGCCGUGCUGUGUCGCCAGGGUACACCGGUCUUUGCCACCCAAGAUCAUAAACCCAUAUUGCCAGAGGAGAAGGAGCGCAUACACAAUGCCGGUGGCAGUGUAAUGAUAAAACGUGUCAAUGGCACACUGGCGGUUUCAAGAGCUUUGGGAGAUUACGAUUUUAAAAAUGUGGAAGACAAGGGUCAGUGUGAACAACUGGUCUCACCCGAACCGGAAAUCUUUUGCCAAGCACGGCAAGACACAGAUGAGUUUCUAGUUUUAGCCUGCGAUGGCAUCUGGGAUGUUAUGAGCAACGAAGAUGUCUGCAGUUUUAUACACUCGAGGCUGAAAAUCUCCAAUGAUUUGGUGGAGAUAGCAAAUGAAGUCGUAGACACAUGUUUGCACAAGGGCAGCCGAGAUAAUAUGAGUAUCAUUAUUAUAUCCUUUCCUGGAGCACCUAAACCUACCGAAGAAGCCAUGGCCAACGACAGACGGUUGGAUAAACAAAUCGAAAAAAUUGCAAGAGAGGAAAUCGAAACCAAUGAUUUCACAUAUAUUUGUGAACUAAUGGACGCUAUACAAAGUAAAAAUAUUGAGGGUCUUCCACCAGGUGGCGGUUUACAUUCAAAGUAUCAUAUUAUAGAGCGGAUAUUUAAGGAAAUGUUCCCCGAAGAACAGUGUGAAACGGCAUCACAUUGAAACCCGGUAAAAAAAAAAGAUUUUUAUAUAUAUGAUAAAGUGCAAAUUUAAUAAGAAACCAACUGUAAACCGUAAAACCAACAACAUCAUCUAUAAACAAACAAAAACUGAUGUCAACAACCAAAAAAAAAAUUGCAAAACAUAAUGAACAACAACAAUAUUUUUGCAUACAAUCCAUACUAAGAAGAAUAAUGCCCGCCAUCCCUCUUUUAUUUAUCAUACCUUACAACUUACCAACCAUCAAAAUCCAACAACACAUGAAAAUGCCCACUCUACAUCAACAACAUCCCUCCCUAAAGAGAACGUCUAAUCCAGGCAAAAAAAAAGAAGAAAAACAGAAUGAUCCUCAAGCCCUAGCACACACAACCAUACUCAAGUAUCGUAGUGACAACAAGAACAACCACAAAAAGAAUUAUAAUUAAUUUUUACAAUAAUUUACAAAUGUUUUUUAAGUUUAAACUAAAAAGAAAAACAAAACACAAAAAAAAAAAAUAAUAGCAACAAAACAAACAAAAAUACCAAGGAAGAAGAAUCAAAUUCAUUCAUUCAAAAAAAAAAAAAAAAAAAUAAAUAAAAAUAAAUAAUAAUACCUAAUAAAUAAAGAAAAGAAAAACGUUUUUAGCAGCAGCAGUCACAUUUCAUCAAGCAACCAAACAACACCAACACACUCAAACACAUAUAAAACAACUCCGCCAAGUUCUGAGAGACAGUGAAGUGAAACAAAAACCACGUAUACUUAAAAACAAAACAAACUAAUUUAUAAGUUAUUAAACAAAAACCAAACAUAUUUUUCUUUUUUUUAUAUAUACGAAAAUAUGUAUACAACACACACACAUUCACAACAACAUACAACACCCCCACACACACACAUGAAACACCGAAAAUUACCAACCCAGCAACAAUAAAUAUCACACAUACAACAAAAAAAGGACAUACUACAGAAACGGAAGAAGUUGAAUAAGAUGAAACAAAACAAAAACACAA
Stomoxys calcitrans (stable fly) is the source of this 2748-nucleotide messenger RNA. RefSeq names its product protein phosphatase 1B (gene alph). Lineage: Eukaryota; Metazoa; Arthropoda; Insecta; Diptera; Muscidae. Gene Ontology annotation, biological process: negative regulation of stress-activated MAPK cascade; protein dephosphorylation. The transcript has 6 exons. The coding region runs from base 661 to 1764 and encodes 367 amino acids. Gene Ontology annotation, molecular function: protein serine/threonine phosphatase activity; magnesium ion binding; manganese ion binding. The record is from RefSeq and is a predicted model, not a curated record. Gene Ontology annotation, cellular component: nucleus; cytosol.